Molecule: messenger RNA, 2976 nt
Organism: Thrips palmi
Lineage: Eukaryota; Metazoa; Arthropoda; Insecta; Thysanoptera; Thripidae
Product: G protein-activated inward rectifier potassium channel 3-like
Exons: 7
Coding region: 495-2258 (587 amino acids)
Biological process (GO): potassium ion import across plasma membrane; regulation of monoatomic ion transmembrane transport
Cellular component (GO): plasma membrane
Molecular function (GO): inward rectifier potassium channel activity
Source: RefSeq, a predicted model, not a curated record
UAUCAGCAGUAACUCGCAGAAAAAGAUAAACACAACCAGUUCACUGCUAAGAAAAACCAUAAAAAUUAGAUCCCGUUGGGAAUCGAAUCGGAGCAACCAGAGAGAGGGGCGAGAAACAACUCGCGACCAGCCUCAGCCUCGUCGCCAAUAGAUCCACCGUCCACUUCCCCCAAGUGCUUCUCCCAAGUGCACCGAGAACGGGCUUGGGAGCUAAACCCAGAACGCAGCAGCAGCCUUUUGAACGGCGGCCCUAAAUCGUCCUGGAUCGGCGCGACCGUAUCCUGUACACUGCAGCGGAGCGGCAGCCGGCUGGGCAGUCAAUAAGGAUGGAGUCCUGGGCCAGCCGGCGGCCGCGUCACUUGGUACACCUCGGCAGACGAGAUGCGCCGGGCGAACGCAGCGCCGCUGCAUUGACUCGCCGAGGAACGACGCCAUGCUAACGCGAGUCGACGACGCCUUCAGCUGACAGUCCACGCCGCGCGCUGCAGGCCAACAUGCACCAGAUGCAGCCCAGUGGGGCGCAGCGCAGUGCGGCGCAGCCCCCGGCCGACGAGCCAGCGCCGACGGACCCGCGCGUCGUGCCGUCCAUCUCGCUGACCCUGGGCACCCCAGAGCCGUCGGGGCCCUCCAGGACGAGCACGGCGCCGUCGAGCUGCUGCGAGGCCGAGCCGCUGGCGGCCCUGGACCACGGCCACCACCACCACGGCGACGCGCUGGCCGGCGAGAACAGGCACCUCGACGGAGACGCCUUCAGCGACGCCCCGGACCGCUACAUCGACGACAACGACGAGGUGGAGCUGGAGGAGGACGACGAGGACGAGGACGAGGGCAUCCACUUCGGCGCGGGGCCUGACGGCAAGGCCCCCGAGUACUCGGCGCUGCUGUCGCCGCCGGGGCUGCUGGCGUACCCGGAGCGCGGCCACCGCCUGGUGCCCCAGACGCACCUGCAGCGCCUGUACCUGCACGCCGCCCCCGCCUCCGCCACGUCGCUGCUGCUCGACUCGCCGCUGGUGGUGACCCAGCCCGGCGCCGAGCCCACCAAGCUGUUCCGCGUGUCCACCAACAGCAGCGUGCUCAACGCCAAGCCCGUCAGCAGCGACGGCAGCCGCAGCGGGCGCUACCCUAGUUCGCAACGGAGACUGCGGCGGCGCGCCGUGCUCAAGAAUGGCGAGUGCAACGUGCUGCAGAGCAAGAUCUCCAACAUGAACCUCCGCUUCCUGCAGGACAUCUUCACGACGCUCGUGGACGUGCAGUGGCGCUGGACGCUGCUCGUGUUCUCGCUGUCCUUCUUCCUGUCCUGGCUCACGUUCGCCCUGAUCUGGUGGCUCAUCGCCUUCACGCACGGCGACCUGGAGGUGGAGCACCUGCCCGAGAUGCAGGAGGAGAAGGGCUGGCACCCUUGCGUCGCCAACAUCCACGACUUCGGGUCGUGCUUCCUCUUCUCGGUGGAGACGCAGCACACCAUCGGAUACGGCGGCCGCGCCACCACGGAGGAGUGCCCCGAGGCCAUCUUCGUCAUGUGCCUGCAGAGCAUCGUGGGCGUCAUGAUCCAGGCCUUCAUGACGGGCAUCGUGUUCGCCAAGCUGUCGCGGCCCAAGAAGCGCACGCAGACGCUGCUGUUCUCGCGGCAGGCCGUCAUCUGCGUGCGCGACGGCGAGCUGUGCCUCAUGUUCCGCGUGGGCGACAUGCGCAAGUCCCACAUUGUGGGCGCCAGCAUCCGCGCGCAGCUCAUCCGCACCAAGACCACGCAGGAGGGCGAGACCCUGGCGCCCUUCCAGCACGAGCUCACCCUCUCGGCGGACGACUGCGGCUCCGACCUGUUCUUCAUCUGGCCCACCGUCGUGGUGCACAAGAUCGACAGCGCCAGCCCGCUGUGGAACAUGUCUGCCGUGGACAUGAUGCACGAGAAGUUCGAGAUCGUCGUCAUCCUGGAGGGCACCAUCGAGACCACCUCGCAGACGACGCAGGCGCGGUCGUCGUACCUGCCCGUGGAGAUCUUGUGGGGCCACAGGUUCACGCCCAUGGUGACGUACUGCCGGGAGCGGCACGGCUACCAGGUGGACUACAGCCUGUUCCACUGCACCACGGCCGUGGACACGCCGCUGUGCUCCGCCAAGGACCUGGCCGCCUUCCACCGCCACCACGCCGCGCUGCCCGAUUCUCCAACGGACACGUCGCCCUCCGGGACGAACGCCGCGGACCCCAACAUGCUGGCCGUGGCGCUCCCCAACUCCAACAACACCCUCGUCAGCCUGUGAGGCUGCGAGGCUGCGAGGCUGCCGUGCCACGGCCCAGCGAUCCACGCGCGGGGUAGCGCCGGCCCCGUGCCGACGGCCCCAUGGCGUCCCGGCCGACGCGGAGUAUCGAAGCAGCGUGACGAGACGACGCGGCCGGUGAGCCGCCUAGUGUGCGAGCGAUGUCGUUGUUCUGCACAUUCCAAGUGUUUCCCCACGGACUACUUUCGUUUGUCCGAUUCCUCUGCAAAGACUGGCUAGUGAAUAACUACUUGUACAUUCUACCUGUUAUUUUGGUCGGGUUCCUUUCCGGGUGCCGAUCGCGGUUGCCUAGCAACGCGGCGCGGGAGAGGCUGCCUCGAGCGCAGCCCGCAGCCCGGCAACGCGCGGGCGAGUGGCUCGCCGACUGGUGAUGUGAUAAUUCGUAGCAAUUAGUGACGCGAUAAAAAGAACAAGUACCUUCCGCCGAGCGGAGGAUAAUACUGUGAGUUAGGGAACAAGUGAAUUCAAAUAUUUAUAUAUAAAUCUCUAUUUUAGAUAUAUUUAUAAUACUACAUAUUAUAUUAAUGAAUGUUGCUGAUGAUGUAGAUAAGUAGAGUGUAACGACCUCGUACUCUAGAAAGACACUAUCUGUAAUUGAGAAAAUGUUUCUUUGCCUGUAAGAGUUUCGUUGAUUUGUACGACAAAUAUUUAAAUGUGUUUGUGUGGAAAAAAUAAGAAAUUUUUGUGAGGAACCAUUUUA